AUGAAAAACCAGACAAAACCCCAAACUCAAGAAAAAAAUCUUCAGAAUCAAGAAAUUGAUCCAAACGAUCCAUUUGGAAUUGGACUAGUUCCAUACCAUCCCGAUUUAAUUACUUUCGAGUAUACUGGUGAUGAAAAUCUUCUUUUAGAUUUUGUUGAGCCAGAGGAUGAGGAUUUGGAUUACCAGUGCUAUAACUGUAAAAGAGCGAAGUACGAAGAAAAGAAAAGGAGACGAAGAGAAAAUGUUAAAAGAAAAAGAAGAAAUUAA
Diversispora eburnea is the source of this 267-nucleotide messenger RNA. Lineage: Eukaryota; Fungi; Glomeromycota; Glomeromycetes; Diversisporales; Diversisporaceae. The record is from the annotation of a GenBank genome assembly.